Suillus paluster is the source of this 645-nucleotide messenger RNA. RefSeq lists its product as uncharacterized. NCBI's taxonomy places the organism in Eukaryota, Fungi, Basidiomycota, Agaricomycetes, Boletales, Suillaceae. The coding region runs from base 147 to 581 and encodes 144 amino acids. The record is from RefSeq and is a predicted model, not a curated record. The transcript has a single exon.
CAGGGGAUCCCCAUCAUGUUCCCUUCCCGUCUCUCACUCUUGCAGGUCUCGAGGCUGGAAGACGACUUCACCAGGGAGAUACGGCAGACGUCUUUUAUGGGCCUAACGGAGUCGAGGGCACAGCUUAUAGCACUCUUGCGGAGGAUAUGAAGUCAUGUUACCCAUUGUCAAGAUACUCUUGCCAUGGCAAGCAGGACUGCGAGCAGCCUUACGAUCCAUGUUUCGCCAUGAAAGCAAAACCUCUCACACUGCUCGACAUCAUGGAGAACAACGCUCCGGAAGCCGAAUUUGCGUUCUUAUCUGCGUGUCAUACCGUCGUUGACGAUGUGAAGACGCCCGACGCCACCUCACAGCUGGUCUGCAGUUUUCCGGGUUCAAGAGUGUCAUUGGCACACUGGGUGGUCGAUGACGAUGUUACAAAACACGUUGUCGAAGCUUUUUAUGAGAAUAUUUUCAAGAACUUGAAGAAGGGCGUCAUGGACUGUACGAAGGCAGCCUCGGCUCUCAACAAGGCUACGGACUCCGUGAAAAAGAAAGUGUCGCUCGAGCAAAGGAUUGUUUUCAUUCAUAUUGGUGUGUAGUUAUAUGUUCAUCUGUCAUAAUUUCACAAGCUGGCGUCUUCUUCUACUGCUGUGUAAGUACUUG